Molecule: messenger RNA, 3691 nt
Organism: Myodes glareolus (Bank vole)
Lineage: Eukaryota; Metazoa; Chordata; Mammalia; Rodentia; Cricetidae
Gene: Znf25
Product: zinc finger protein 25
Biological process (GO): regulation of DNA-templated transcription
Source: RefSeq, a predicted model, not a curated record
GACGUGGCGCCCACUCGCAGCUUCCUCGUCCGCUCGCCACGUCAGCAUCCACCCGCUUCUCAGCCACCCCCGAACGUCUGCAGCGGAGACCGCGGGACUCCCUGACACGGCUGUCACCGAGGAGACCCGGAACUGUGGCUUACGGUUUCUUAUGGCUUCGCUCUCCCAACUUUAAAGGGUAGAAACCCCUUCUAAAAGCACAACAGAAAAUGAACAAGUUCAAGGGACCCGUGACAUUAAGAGACGUUACUGUGGAAUUCACCAAGGCAGAAUGGAAGUUACUGACCCCUGCUCAGAAGUCCCUUUACAAGAACGUGAUGCUGGAGAACUACCGUCACCUGGUCUCUGUGGGUUACCGUGUGAUUAGGCCAAGUGUGAUCUCCAAGUUGAGAAAAGGAAAAGAGCCGUGGGUAUUAGAAAGAGAACUUCCGAAUCGGAACCGUGCUGACAAACGAGGGAAUGUUGCUGACCCCAGAGCCAAACACCAGGAACAUCAGGCUGGAAAUUCAAGAAAAGGAGAACUCAACAGACGUCGGAAAACCGCCCCCCAGCACGAGAGCUACGACUGCAGUGAAUGCGGAAAGUCCUUCUGCCAGAAGUCUUCCCUCGUCGUGCACCAGGAAACACACACCAAGAAGUCCUAUAAGUGUGAGAAAUGUGGGCAGUCUUUCUAUAAAAACGAAGAGCUCACGGUUCAUCAGAAAGUUCACACCAGAGAGAAAACCUACGCGUGUAAAGAAUGUAACAAAAUCUUCUACCACGUAUCCUCCCUCACUAGACACCUGAGAAUCCAUGCAGGGGAGAAACCCUAUGAAUGUAGCCAGUGCGAGAAAUCAUUCUACCAGAAGCCGCACCUCAUGGAACACCAGAAGACACACACCGGGGAGAAACCUUUCGAGUGUAAGGAGUGUGGGAAGUUCUUCUACGUGAAGGCAUACCUCCUGGUGCACCAAAAGACACACACAGGGGAGAAACCUUUCGAGUGUAAGGAGUGUGGGAAGUUCUUUUCCCAAAAGUCACACCUCACAGUCCAUCAGAGGACCCACACAGGGGAGAAACCCUACAAAUGUAAGGAAUGCGGGAAGCUCUUCUCGAGGAAUUCACACCUCAAAACACACCAGAGAACGCACACCGGCGAGAAGCCCUACAAGUGUAAGGAAUGUGGCAACUGCUUCUACCAGAAGUCAGCCCUCACUGUGCACCAGCGAACCCACACUGGGGAGAAGCCCUUUGAAUGCAGUAGGUGUGGGAAAACCUUUUACUAUAAGUCAGACCUCACCAAACACGAGAGGAAACACAGCGGGGAGAAGCCCUAUGAGUGUACGGAGUGUGGCAAAUCCUUCUCUGUAAACUCCGUCCUCAGACUACACGAGAGGACUCACACGGGAGAGAAGCCCUAUGAGUGUGACAUAUGUGGGAAGUCCUUUUCUCAGAAGUCACAUUUUGUCAUACACCAGAGGAAGCACACGGGGGAGAGGCCCUAUGAGUGCCAGGAGUGCGGGGAAAACUUUAUCCAGAGGUCACAACUCACCACACAUCAGAAGACACAUACCAAGAAGGGGAAAACUUCCAAGUAGCCUGAGUUCCGGGUUCCUGCCAUAGUUUGUAACAUGAGGGCCGGCUUUCAGCGGCUAUUAGCUGAGGAGCAGAAGGAGCUCCCGCAGCAGUAGUUCCUCCUUCUGAUGUAAUCCACACAGAAGGAGAACCGUCUAAAUAUCGAGAAAAGAUUUGUCAGCCAUGUUUAUCUUUUCCGUAUAGAAUUAUCAGCACGUGUAUAGAAGGAAAUUCUGUGGUGUUCUUAGGAAGACAUUUACAAUACGGUCAAUUUUUAUAGACAUCGGGUGACAGAAACUGUAAGACAUGAAAGAUAAAAUGGGGCAGAAAUCAAGUGAGUGAGUGUCCAGAAGUUCUGUCCUAGCAUCAGGCGCUACACGUCCCAAGUACAUAGUGGGGAUCUCCCGUGCGUGUCCGAGCCCUCAGGAGUCUCUCACACAGUUGCACUUGUCUUAAAGAGAUCAAGGGGAAUGAGUGCACAGAUUGCAGCAGAUAUGGAAGCCUUAUCAGGAACACAUCCGUCACUGAAUGCUAGUUAUACAAAUACUUUGAUCAUAGCUAGGUAGGCAUUUUCAGGAUUUGAAAUAUUUUUAAGAAAAACGAAAGGAAUUUAUCCUGAAGGCAGCAGUCACGCUGUGAAUCAUGUUGCCAGUUCCAAGACUGAUUUUCCUUCCUAAAGAAACAAACAACAAAACCAGAAACCAACAAAUACCACACAUAUCAAACUAUUUAGAGAGCUAAAAUAAUCAGAAAACACCACUAAACAGAGACAUGUUUUUGAUAUGUAGAAUGUAGGUGUGUAUGUGGGUAUCUACAAAACACAUUUGUACAUGUGUAACUUGCCCGUGGGACUCAUCGGUUAUUGUGCCUAAACUCAGUAGCUAGAAUGUGUGGGAACACUUGCACAUCAGCAGUAACCUCCGUUGGUGUAUAUUUUAAACACAUAGUGUAUCUUUUCAUCUACUUCCUGGCACUUACAAAUGGGUUCAGACAUUGUCACUAAGUGGACCCUUCAAAAGACACUUAAACGCCUCUGUAAUUUUUCCAGCUAUAUGGUGAUCAGCUGAACUUUGGGUUGGAGAUGCAGCUGAAGCAGUCUGAACUUAUCCUACUGUAGAUGUUGUGGAGCGGUGGUAUCUGUGUUUGUAUUUUGUAUGAAAAAUACCUCAUUGUUUUUUCUUCUCUUUCUGGGUAGCGGAAGCAACAUGGCCAGUGGCUAAAACUGAGAUUCUAGGCUCCUACUACCUUGACCCAGACCCAAGCAUGGGCAUGCCAUGCAACUUCACUGUGCCUCAGCUUCAUUUCCUGUGAGAGCAACGGCAGUGGCACCCUAAAAUUGCCUUGAGGUUGAAAUGGAUUGGCAUUGUAAAGCACUCAGAACAGUGUCUGUAAAACGUAAAACCUCGACAUUCGGUAAUAUUCUCAUUAAUUUUUAUAUCCUGAGUCAUACAUUGAAAGGUCGGCAGCCCACUACCUGUCUCCCACCUGAUUGCUGUUAGUGCCUUGAUUUGAUUUGGCUGUGUGUCUACCCACGGUGGCUCAGGAGCAGACCCAUGAACCAUGGUCCAUCUGCCGGAUCCACAGCCCAUUCUUAUAGCCUCUAAGCUGAGAUCACUUUUUUAUUACUCAAAUAUUUCAAGAAUGAAAUGUUUUGUGACACAUGAAGGUGACAUGAAACAAAAUGUCAGUGUCUCUAAAUGAAGCACUUUGAAAACACGAAUCCAAACCCAUUUGCUUACACUCUGCCUGUGGCUGCCCUCACACUGCUGGCAGAGCUGAGUAAUAGAGGCAGACCACAUGGCUAAGAGAGCCUAAGACAUUGAUGACUCAGCACUUUACCACAUGAGUUCCUUUUACUCCGGGCUGCACACCCUGCAGCGGGUCCUGAGCCCACUCUUAUAAAUGUUCUGUUUAUUAAACAUGAUGCAGCAGUAUAUUUGUGGGUGACUUCUGUGUAGUAUAUUUAUUUUGUGCAUUGUAUUUAUAUGUGGAAAAAGCCUAGGCUUAGAAGUAUUUUUUCCCAAAGAAAUGUGAUUUUUUUACUUACUGAAUUGUUACAUUAAAACAAGUUUCCUGAUGAAAUGUAACAAAUAUAUGAAAUAAACAUUGUGUCAAUUAAAUUGAACUAAAUUUUCAA